UGUAGCCGAGUCGGAUAGCAUACCACCACCGAUGAUCCAACAACUGCCGUCUCGACGAGAAAGAAAAAGAGUGUUCCUCCUUCGCUCGCCUCUCGACGCGCUUACUUCUGAAGGGGAAUGCACCUUCCAUUCCCCAUGGUUGAAGCGCGUUCGAGACCGGCAAAGACAUUUAACUUUUCAUCAUAUCAAUCUGAACACUGACUUGGUCAGGUCGGAGGAUUUUUUUCUCUGCAAUACAUGGAUCGCUGUCAUCCAUGUAAAUAAGUCCCUAGAUCUGAAUGUACAAGAAAGUAUCCACACAAUGGAUCUCAAUCCCGCCCAGAAGCACAUUUGUCAGAGUGUUCCUGGGGAGCGUCCCCUCAACUUGGUCUGUAACCGUUGCCGUGAUCGCCUGGAAGGAGCCGCCCAACUUAAUCUAUGUUGUGCGCAUUGUGAACACAUGCAAAUUGGCCGCUUCACCCCAUCUACGAGCAAAAAUCAUAAGCGUCAUCAUCAACAUCCGAGUGAUAAAUUAUUCCAAAGACAACAGAAGCAAGUCUGGUUUACCCGGAACACCCAACGACUCGUUUGGGCGUGGCUCUUGAUUUACUUGGCGCUCUCGCCAGUCUAUUGCACACCUUUAUACUACUCCCAUCGGAAGCGGAAAGCCGCCAAACCCAAGUGGAUCAAUCCUUGCGGCAUCAACUUAAAAGCGAGCCAGAAACUGGCAUCCCACUUCAGUCUGUCUCAUCACUCCGAGGUCACACCUCUGACCCAAGCUGAGCUCUUGGAAAACGUCAUUCUCGUAGCCAAAAAUGCGCUCCGACACUCGAGCGUCUUCAAGGAAGAUUUCGUAAAGAAGACGUUCCUGGUCGACAAUUGGUGGGAACACCACGACGCCUGGAGUGACAUGAGGUACCAGUGGCUUCCCACUUGGUCCGAGAUCCCGAAAAAUCUCCACGAAAGGACCAGUCAAGCCCAUUUAGAAACAUUAAAGAUUGAAAAAGCCAUCAAAGAUAUCCACAGAUAUCUGCAAAAAAUGGCAGUGGGCCUUGAGCAAGUCGUGCUCGACCAAACCCUUUACGACGGGCAAUUCAUGGAAGAGUUCAAUGAAGCCGAAUACAAAUUGAAAGCCGUGCUCUGUGAACUUCAAAUCGCCAUGAUGGAGAUGGGCCUCUCCGUGGACGAAUCCGCACCCGAUGACACCCUUCGAAGCAUCAUGAGCCCAGAGAUCCGAGACAUCGAAGACAGAUCCUAUCGUGAUCUGAGGGAUUGGUACAUUUACCGAGACUACAUGAAUGGACUCGAAUAUGUCUUGCACUCGUUCCACUAUCUCAAGGGGCAACGGAAUUAGACCCCA
Molecule: messenger RNA, 1339 nt
Organism: Tigriopus californicus
Lineage: Eukaryota; Metazoa; Arthropoda; Copepoda; Harpacticoida; Harpacticidae
Exons: 5
Coding region: 32-1333 (433 amino acids)
Source: RefSeq, a predicted model, not a curated record